Messenger RNA from Triplophysa rosa, 2849 nucleotides. RefSeq names its product E3 ubiquitin/ISG15 ligase TRIM25-like. Lineage: Eukaryota; Metazoa; Chordata; Actinopteri; Cypriniformes; Nemacheilidae. The coding region runs from base 308 to 1855 and encodes 515 amino acids. Gene Ontology annotation, molecular function: protein binding; zinc ion binding. The transcript has 6 exons. The record is from RefSeq and is a predicted model, not a curated record.
UUUGUGAAUAGUGAAGGAGGGUAUAGGGGACGAUUUCGGACAAAGCCCUCGAUUAUUGGCUGUCCGGCAUGCUAUUUUAUUGGACCGUGGGGUGGUGACGUCAGCGGGUUACUGAGGAGUGUCGGGAACUGUCUGUGAAAGUGAAAGUAAGACAGACGAAAAGAAAACACCCGUACAGGUGAAAACAGACACGCCUGUUUUCUCAAACACACAAGCAGGAAAGUGGAUGGAGGAAAAGUGAAAGUGUUGUUGAGCUGUGGUGUGUAUUUGUGGUAAAGUGGCAGAAGGUAUUUCAGAGGAUCACUUCAUGUGUUCAGUGUGUUUGGAUCUACUGAAGGUUCCAGUGACGCUUCACUGUGGACACACUUACUGUAUGAGGUGCAUCACAGACUGCUGGGAUCAGGACGAUCAGACGGGAAUCUACAGCUGCCCUCAGUGCAGACAAACCUUCAGCCCUCGGCCUGUUCUAGGGAAGAAUGUGGUGGUUGCUGAGAUGGUGGAGAAGCUGAAGAAGACGAGACUUUCUGGUGUGUGUUACGCUGGAGCUGGAGAUGUGGAGUGUGACGUCUGUACUGGAAGAAAACACAAAGCCAUCAAAUCCUGUCUGACGUGUCUCAAGUCUUACUGUCAAACUCAUCUUGAACGUCAUGAGGAAUUUCUCUCAGGAAAUUCACACAAAAUAGUGACUGUCACUAGAAAACUGAAGGAGAUGAUCUGCCCUCAACAUCAGAAGCUUCUGGAGGUUUUCUGUCGUACUGAUCAGCAGUGCGUUUGUUUGAUGUGUUUGAUGGAUGAACAUAAAAACCACGACACAGUUUCAGCGGCAGCACAGAGGACACAUGAAGAGAAACACUUGAAGGAGACGCAGAGAAAGUUUCAGGAGAAGAUCCACCAGAGAGAGAAAGAUGUUCAGGAGCUGAGAGACGCUGUGGAGUGUCAUAAGCGGUGUGCACAGACAACAGUGGAGGACUGUGAGAUGAUGUUGACUGAAGUGAUGUCAUUGAUUGAGAGAAGACGCUCUGAGGUGACACAGCUGAUCAGAGAUCAGGAGACGGCUGCAGUGAGUCCAGCUGAAGGACUCUUGGAGCGACUCAAGCAGGAGAUUGAUGAUCUGAGGAGGAGAGACGCUGAGCUGGACAAGAUUUCACACACAGAUGAUCACAUCACUUUCCUACAGAGUUUUCAGUCUCUCUCUGCACCUCCUGAAUCUCCAGACGACAUCAGUGUCACUUUCCUCUUUUCUUUUGAUGCUGUGAGAGAAUCUGUUCGUCAGCUGAGAGACAAACUGCAGGAUUUCUGCACACAUCCCUUGAGAAAGAUCUCGGAUUCUCAUCAGUUGACUCUGGAUCUAAACACAGUGAAUUAUAAUCUCCGUCUGUCUGAGAGAAACAGAAAGAUCACACGCACUGACACACUCCAUCAGUAUCCUGAUCAUCCGGACAGAUUUGAUGAUGCGUGUCAGGUGUUGUGUAAAGAGAGUGUGUGUGGAUGCUGUUACUGGGAGAUUGAGAGGACUGGUGUUAAUAAUGUGUUUAUAUCAGUGUCAUAUAAGAGCAUCAGGAGGAAUGGACGGAGUGAUGAGUGUUGGUUUGGAUAUAAUGAUCAGUCCUGGAGUUUGAUCUGCUCUGACUCCAGUUACUCAUUCAGACACAAUAAGAUCAAGACUAAACUCCCUGUAAAGCUCAGAUCUGAUAGAUUAGGAGUGUAUGUGGAUGAGAGAGCAGGAAUUCUGUCCUUCUACAGCAUCUCUGACACAAUGACCCUCAUCCACAGCAUCAGCACCACAUUCACUCAACCGCUCUAUCCUGGAUUUACUGUUUGUCCCAAUUCAUCAGUGAAGCUGUGUGAUCUAUAGAUUAUAGAGAGAUUCUACACCUCACAGAGAACAUGUCAGAUAUUAACAUGAGAACAAUCUGCCUAUAUGAGGUGUAAUAACAAUUCCAGUUUGAAGUGUGAAAUCAAUUAAUUUAUUACUAUCAAAAAGCUACUUUUAAUGUAAAUGAUCAAAUACAGGGUUAAUGAAAAGAUUAUAUAUACAGACAUAACAAACGUUUGAUUAAAUAUGUAUAUAUAUUAUACAAUAUUAACAUUAACAUAUGAUAAGUAAAUUUAGAAGUGUUUUUUUGGUCAUGCUGACUAAUGUAGUGUAAUAACUAAUGUUUACCAAUGAAAUCUUAUUGACAAGUGUUAAAGAAUGCAAUAUAUCAGAUAAAACAUGUUUAGCCUGUGUGAAAUAAUGAUAAAUUAGAGAAGUCUCAUCCUGUCUCCUCAUGUGUUCAAUAAUCUGUGACAGUUUUACCAACAUAAAGCAAAGGACAUGAACAAGUAAUAAUGUAGAUCACAUACUUACUCUUACAAGUCAUACAUUCUCUAAUCUUUGUCUAAUGUUUGAGUGUACGAGGAUGUGUGAAUGAUUGACACUUGACAUACUGUGUUUGGCACAACUGUGAAAUGACCCUGGACAUCUACAAGAGAUAUGAGAAUCUGCAUGAACAAUGUUGUGUAUCAUUGAUUACAUAUGAUCAUUGAAGAUCAGUUUGAUUGUUAGAGACGAGAUGAGAGAGUUCUGUGAGGUUAUUGUUGUCUGCUCUGCUGGAUUGACCAAAUUCUUAUAGCCUUUAUACUUUGAGAUUACAGACUGGCCUGCUCGCAGAGAGAUUGAUCAAAUAUUAUAAUUCUGUGUCAGAAAUGAACAUCUAAGCAUGUACUCUUUCUCAGAAUGAGUCAAAUUUGACAUCUUGUUAUGAGAAGAGGAUUCCUGUUCAAAGAAAUGACUCGCAUCCCUUUCAACAGCAUUAUGUAUCAACAGAUCAAUUAGACACAGAAGGUGCUUUUCAUCUUACAUUCAA